Messenger RNA from Amborella trichopoda, 597 nucleotides. The record is from RefSeq and is a predicted model, not a curated record. Lineage: Eukaryota; Viridiplantae; Streptophyta; Magnoliopsida; Amborellales; Amborellaceae.
AUGGCCUCAUUGAGAGAUGCUGGGCAUGUCUUCCUAGUUCUGGAAUUUUGUGCACGGGGAGACUUGGCUUCAUACAUUCGGAGAAAUGGAAGAGUUGAAGAAGAGAUUGCUAGAAAAUUUAUGCAGCAACUCGGGUCGGGUUUGAAUGUACUACAUGCUCUUCAUGUCAUCCAUAGGGACUUAAAACAGGAGAAUAUUCUCCUCUCCGCACUUGAUAGUGAUGCAGUGCUAAAGAUUGCUGAUUUUGGUCUCUCAAGGGUGCUUGUCCCUGGCAAUCAUGUGGAGACUGUUUGUGGGUCACCUCCUUACAUGGCUCCUGAAGUUAUGCUGUUUCAAAAAUAUGAUGAAAAGGUCGACAUGUGGAGCAUUGGAGUCAUUCUCUUUGAGCUUCUAAAUGGAUAUCCCCCUUUGAGUGGGAGAAACAAUGUUCAGCUGCUUCAGAAAAUAAGGGAGAGUAAAAGCCUACCAUUUUCACACAUUAUCCUUCCUGGUCUACAUCCAGACUCUGUAGAUAUCUGUACAAGAUUACUAUGUUCAAAUCCAGAAAAUCGCCUGUCCUUUGAGGAGUUCUAUCACCACAAAUUCUUGAGAAGAUGA